Molecule: messenger RNA, 933 nt
Organism: Trichomonas vaginalis G3
Lineage: Eukaryota; Parabasalia; Trichomonadida; Trichomonadidae
Product: UV excision repair protein RAD23 family
Exons: 1
Coding region: 1-933 (310 amino acids)
Biological process (GO): proteasome-mediated ubiquitin-dependent protein catabolic process
Cellular component (GO): nucleoplasm; cytosol
Molecular function (GO): proteasome binding; polyubiquitin modification-dependent protein binding; ubiquitin binding
Source: RefSeq, a predicted model, not a curated record
AUGAAAAUUAUUUGCCAAAUUUUUUCAGGUGACAAACUUGAACUCGAGGUUACAGAAGACCAAGAUAUCAAUGACGUUAAAAAGCAGAUAUCAGAAGUAAAAAACGCAAAAAUUGAAGAAAUCAAGUUAUUAUUCAAAUCAAAAUUCCUCAAAAGCCCUUCAACUUUGAAGGAAUGUGGAAUCACAGAAAAUUCAAAGCUAAUCGUAAUGGUUCCAAACAAAAAACCAGCUCCACCAAUAAAUAAAACUACAGAAACAAAGCCAGCUGAAGAAAACAAGGCACCAAACCAACCAGAAGAAACCAAAAAGAUUAUUCAGCCUGAAAUUGCACCUUUGCCAACUGUUGACAAAAAAUCAAAAAUAGAAUUACCACCAGAUUUUGAAGAUAAGAUCAAGCAACUACAACAAUUAGGCUAUGAAUAUUCAGAAUGUUCUCGAGCGCUCAGAGUUGCAGGCUUUAAUACUGAAAUCGCAGCAAAUAUCUUAUUAUCUGGUUCAAUACCUGAUGAAAUAGACUAUGAACUAGCUGGUGAUCUACCUACUGAUGGAGAUGAUGAAAAUGGUGAAGAAGAGGAUGCAUCAUUGCACAUCACACCAGAAAUUAAAAAACAUUACGAAGAACAUCCAGAAAAAAUACAAGAGCUAAUAGAUAUGUUAUUAUUAAGCGACCCAGCAUAUUAUUUUUUGGCCAAAAAUAAUCCAAUGCUGUUACUUACUCAACUUGGUUUCGAUGUUUCCAAAUUUGACUUUUCAAAACUCGGACCAAAGUCAAUGUACCAAGAAUUAUUGGAUAAACUGACCGAUGAAGAGAAACAAGUUGUUAAAAGACUGGAAGAAAAAGGAUACGAUUCAAUGGAAGUUUUACAAACAUUUGAGGCAUGCAACAAAGAUGAGAAACUUACUGAAGAGUGUCUCAAAGCGUUUAAGAAAUAA